Molecule: messenger RNA, 5182 nt
Organism: Heterocephalus glaber (naked mole-rat)
Lineage: Eukaryota; Metazoa; Chordata; Mammalia; Rodentia; Bathyergidae
Gene: Fam20b
Product: FAM20B glycosaminoglycan xylosylkinase
Biological process (GO): proteoglycan biosynthetic process
Cellular component (GO): Golgi apparatus
Molecular function (GO): phosphotransferase activity, alcohol group as acceptor
Source: RefSeq, a predicted model, not a curated record
GGGCGGCCGGCUCAGCUUGGGGAGAGGCAGUUGCGGAAUGGCCCGGCGGGGGGUGGGCGGGAACCGCAGUGGUGGCGGCGGCAGGCGGCCCUGAGAGCGGCGUGGGGCUGCCCCUCCCCGGAGGUGGCGGGGGCGGCCGGGGCCGCGCCGCACCACACCGCGCGGGAGGUCAUGGAGCUAGCCUAGGGCCGGACAGGAGUUGUGGAGGUGCUUUAGUGAAGAAAUGGAACAAUGUGUGUAAUGAUGGAAUCUCCUUGCUAACCAUCACCACCUGCUCUCCUUGAUAAGUGAGCAAGAGAUUGGGUCAGGGGAGAAGGAAAAGAAGUCAACAUGAAGCUAAAGCAGCGAGUUGUGCUGUUAGCAAUACUCCUUGUCAUCUUUAUCUUCACCAAAGUUUUCCUGAUUGACAACUUAGAUACAUCAGCUGCCAACCGGGAGGACCAGAGGGCUUUUCACCGAAUGAUGACAGGCUUGCGAGUAGAGCUGGCACCCAAGCUGGACCACACCUUGCAGUCUCCUUGGGAGAUUGCAGCCCAAUGGGUGGUGCCCCGGGAAGUGUACCCUGAAGAGACCCCAGAGCUGGGGGCAAUCAUGCAUGCCAUGGCCACCAAGAAAAUCAUUAAAGCUGAUGUGGGUUAUAAAGGGACGCAGUUGAAAGCCUUACUGAUACUUGAAGGAGGUCAGAAAGUUGUCUUCAAACCUAAGCGGUAUAGCCGAGACUAUGUGGUGGAAGGGGAGCCAUAUGCUGGUUAUGAUAGACACAAUGCAGAGGUGGCAGCCUUUCACUUGGACAGGAUUCUGGGUUUCCGCCGAGCUCCUUUGGUGGUUGGCAGAUUUGUUAAUCUACGGACAGAAAUCAAGCCUGUUGCCACGGAGCAGCUGUUGAGUACCUUCCUAAUCGUAGGAAACAAUACUUGUUUCUAUGGGAAGUGUUAUUACUGCCGAGAAACAGAGCCAGCGUGUGCCGAUGGAGACACGAUGGAGGGAUCUGUCACACUUUGGCUUCCAGAUGUAUGGCCUCUGCAGAAACAUCGACACCCCUGGGGCAGGACUUACCGGGAAGGCAAAUUGGCCAGGUGGGAGUAUGAUGAGAGCUACUGCGAUGCUGUGAAGAAAACAUCUCCAUAUGACUCAGGCCCGCGCCUCUUGGACAUCAUUGACACCUCUGUCUUUGAUUACCUGAUUGGCAAUGCUGACCGCCAUCACUAUGAGAGCUUUCAAGAUGAUGAAGGAGCUAGUAUGCUCAUCCUUCUUGAUAAUGCCAAAAGCUUUGGGAACCCCUCGCUGGAUGAGAGAAGCAUUCUUGCCCCUCUCUAUCAGUGUUGCAUCAUUCGAGUUUCCACUUGGAACAGACUGAACUAUCUAAAGAAUGGAGUGCUAAAGUCUGCCUUAAAAUUUGCCAUGGCCCAUGACCCCAUCUCCCCUGUGCUCUCCGAUCCUCACCUGGAUGCUGUGGACCAGCGGCUGCUGAGUGUCUUGGCCACCGUGAAGCAAUGCACUGACCAGUUUGGGAUGGACACUGUGCUAGUGGAAGACAGAAUGCCUCUCUCCCACUUAUAAUUCUCAACACAAAAUAAGUGAGACUUAUUUUUACAAAGAUAGAGAAACAGCACAAUCAAUUCCAAAUAGUAUCAGAUGGCUUUGGAAGUUGUCAGCAGCAAAUUUUGGUAGUAGAGGACAGGUUGGCGUUGGAUGUCUGUGGUGUUUUCUGAAAUAGAAACUAAGGCAGACAUAUUUCAGAGCAUGAGAUGUUCCUGCAGAACCACCUUGACUUCCUCGGUAGUGGCCCAUUUUAGCAGUGGGUAUCGGCGUUGGUCAGUUUUAAGUCCCAUGCCAAAGGACAAACAGAAGUGUGACAUUGGAUAGGUGGAUGCUGCAGUUGCUUCCAAGAGUGUGUUUUAAGGUGAACCUUACAGUCCUUUCUCCACACUUACGGAUUUUGUGGAAACACUUUACAAUUUCUUGUCUUUUUUUUUUUUAACCAGGACUACUCAAAUUGGAAAGCAUACUGCUACCCACAGAGUAGCAGCAAAUAAAACUUUGCAUUCUGUUGAGCCAAAAUAGAACGCUGUAUUGAAGGGGGAUACAUUUGUAAGAUAGAAUUGGUGGGAAGGGCAAAAGCAGGAAGAUAUUCAGUAUGUUAAGCAAUUGUGUUGUAUGGUUUAGAUGAUUUUAGAGGAGAGAAGAAGAGAGACACUCAGAACAAGAAUCAGCAGAAAGUUAAUUCCCCUGUGAUUAGGAUCUAAGGUAUGUAAAAGGCAAACAUGACUUGGUACGUAAGUAAAAUCUGCAUUCUCUCAGUUGUGUCCAAAUUAAUCAAAACAUUGUCUCUAGAGAAAAUAUUUUUACAACCCAAGCAUGAUUCUCUUAUGGAGACUGAUUUUCCCUUUUGCUUAAAGCAGUCAGAUCCUUUCUAAAUUAACAAAGCAAACUGAAAUACUGCCUUGAAUAAGAGUCAGGUUGUGUGAUCUCUACAAUCCUCAUUUCACUUCUGAAAUGAAUUUCCAUUUCGUUUCUAAAGUAUUUGGUCAUUGAAGACGCUGUUCCCAGGAGAUCAGUGGCCCUGUUUCUGCCUUUCUUGUAAGAAAAGGCAGCUAUGCCACAGGAGACAGUAUACACCCUGCUGGCGGAUAGACCUAGUUUCUGAGCCAUGCAGAAGACUGGAAUCAAAGAUAUUAAGCCUUCUAAGCCUUGAAAUUAAGGGAGUUACCAGAAGUAGCCUUAAGAUUUUGAUUUAUAUCAAAUCCUAAUUUUAUCGUUAGUCUCAUUUGUAGUUAACACUCUCGAAUUCAUGUUGCUAAAACAUAGGCUUAGUACUGUGUUCUGGCAAAAUCAUCCUGACAUGUAGGCAGCUGCAGUAAAUUAUAGGGCCAGAGGGGACAGGCCUGGCAUGCCCACUUGCCUGUGCACUCGGAGCUGUGUGUGUCCCUCCUGUGUCUUAUCCAGAUCCCAUUUCAUUUGUAUUUCUGUCAAUUAGAGACUAGUAUUUAAACAGUGUAGUUGAGCAAAUUUAAUGCCAGUUACCUUUGACCACUACCCUUUCAAAAACAGCUUUGCAAUUCAUGCCCCAAUUUUCUGCCAUUGAAAGAUAACUGAGUAACUUGUAACUACUUUAAAAUAGCAUGAAAUUAGGAAACCAUUGUAAUCUUUAUAGACAUUUUGUGGUGGACAUAAGAAUGGCUGAUUUUAAAAAAGGGUAUUGAAUUUAAGAAGCAGAUACUGUACAAAACAUUCAAAUAGUGUUAACAAAAGAAGGCAUCGAUUCCGAUUUUAAGGCCACUUGCUAUGUGUGUUCAGGGAAAUUCACAGUUCAGAUUGAGAAUACCUUGGUUUAGUGCUUCCCUGAAGCUUCUAGGAGCCAGCUGGCAGAAGGGAGUACAAAGGACAUCAGUCAGUUCUGCUCUUCUCAAAAGUGUUAAUUGAAAUAAAUUAUGGUUUAGUGUUCUUUCAGACACAUGUUGCCUUUAGUACACCACAACGAAAUGAGUAAGAACUGUUCUCAGACUGGGAACUUCCUGAGGCCGAAGGCAGUAGAUUCUGCUAAGGGGGAAAAAAACAGGAAGGAGAUUUGUUUGAAAAAUGCUUCCUCCACAAGCCCAAGGUCCAGAGUUUGAUCCCCAGUACCAAAAAAAGAAAGAAAGAAGGAAGGAAGGAAGGAAGGAAAAGAAAGAAAAAUGUUUCCUCCUUGCUUGAAAGCAUUUGCAAAAAUGUAUCAUCUUAUUCUUUUCCUUACUACUUUAAAACUCAGAAUCUUAAAAGGUACUCAGAUUCACAGUGGUUAAGUUAGACCUAACACACAGCAUACAUUUAUGUUCUAAAUUAGGAUUGGUUUAAGUUAGAAAAAGUGUUCAGAUGAAUCUUGGAGAAAACCAACCCUAAGCUUACAGUCCUAAAAUUCAGAAACACUAAGUUCUGUGUGAAAAAAAAGAUACUUAAAAAAAAAUGUUUAGUAAUGCUGUCCUCUUUUAGUUUUGUUUAUUAGAAUCUAGCUCAGGCUGUUACAGCCAAGUCAUUGGAGGGUUUUUGGUUAGGUAUGGCAGCUGAACACCUAGAUAGAUGUGGAUACCUUUUAAUACUAUGAAAGUAGGAAAAUCAGAACUGAUUUCCAUUUCCUGUUCUACUUCUUCAAAAUGUGUAUUUUGAAGUUUGAAUGUAGAUAUUUGGGUGUAGAGAUUUUGUUUUAAAACUUCUUUAAUGAGGCUACAUUGUGGUUUAGGGAAAGGGGUAUAAUUUUCCGUGCUGAACAAAUUAAUACAAUCUAAUUUGCUCAGAGUAUUGUUCAGUAUAUUUUGAGGCAUUUAUCCCUGUUUGCACUCAGGGUUAAUAUGUCAAAUGAAAUUUAAGAAGAAAAUGGAGAAAUUUAGGUGUAUUUAUUUGCAUAGUAUUUUGGGAAAGUUGAAUCCCAUACAUGGCAGUUUUUCAAUGACACCUGGGCACAGCAUUAUCUUCCAAAGAAGUCUAUCUUUUCUUUAAAACACAAACUUUGGACUCCUCUUCCCAUACACCAUAUUCCUUAGCCUCCCUUCCCAGCCCUACCUGUCACCUCUCUGGGUUGGCAGAGCAGGCUCCUCAGUGAGCCUGUACGAGUUCUCCGUGAGCUUGGGCUUCAGGAAACAUGGGUGAAGCUGUACAUACUGAUAAAGGUGGAUAUGUGUUCUACUAAGGAGCAUGUAUUUAUUUUGACACAGAAAUACAGACAUCACAGAGGUACUUGAAACUGUUAAAAGUUCUCUUUUCAGUCCCUGUGAGUGGACUGUAAGUGACAUAAAGACAGCACAUACCUCCUGGGCAGCUCUGGUGAGCCAAGUGGGCCUGAACCUGACUCUGAAACUUGCUCUGGGAGGGAAGCCAGCUUGGCUGCCUUCCAUUCCUUAAGCGGUGAAUAGUCUGGGUGGUGAAUAAGGACUGGGUACCAUACUGUCACAGAUUUUUUGGAACCAGAGUGUUCCUCACAAACACAAAAUGGGCAAACUGGGAAUAACUUACUGGGGAGCUAAUUUAUUUGCUUAAAAGGAGGUGUAGAAAUCACUACCCUCUUGUUUGAUUGCCAAGGAUUUCCUCUCAGAGCUGUUGCACAAGUAGAGGUACUUGGUAAGACACCAAAUAAGAGACCCUCAAAUUUCUGAUGUGUUCUGUGGGUUCCAAUUCUGAAAAAAACAAUAAAGAUUUUAAUAAAUAUUGA